Molecule: messenger RNA, 1060 nt
Organism: Acaulospora colombiana
Lineage: Eukaryota; Fungi; Glomeromycota; Glomeromycetes; Diversisporales; Acaulosporaceae
Source: the annotation of a GenBank genome assembly
UAACGGAGGAGGGGUCAGGUAUAACGGUGACGGAGGAAGAACCACCUACAAUAAUGAUUUCGCUCGUCUUACCGGAGGAGAGAUCCUCUCAGAAAGGACGCCGUCUUGGCAAGAGCUGUCCGAACGAGAUCCACGGUAUAAUGAUUUGUUACCUUCACCGGAAGAGAUUCUUCUGCAAGAACAAAAGUUGCAACAAGAAUUGUCCCAAUAUAAAAAUAGACAAUCACGAGUGCAAUCGGCACUAUUGAAUUUUAACGAAUUCAUCGUUGAACAAACAGAGAAAGAUCAAUUCCUACUCCAACAAUUAUAUCAAUCUCCUCGACUAAAUAAUAAACUUUCCAAUGACGCCGAAAAAAAGACUGAAGAAAAGAAUGAAUUUUCGAGAGAACAACAGUAUCUACUCAAUACUUUAUUUACAAUAUGCAAACACAUUAAUGCCGAAUAUACAAUUAAAUCAUGGCCAAAGAACAAAAGAUAUUGUGCAAUAUUACGCGUUCCCAUACUCAAAAGAUCGUUUGGCGGAUUUAAGAGUACUAAAGAGUUGGCACUGGAAAUGGUGGCGGAGAUGGCGAUCGAAGAAUUCUCUAGAAAGAUGCCGGAAGUCGCAUACGCCGCGUUGGAAAUGGAAGGUGCACCGGGUGCUGAUGCGUCGAAACGUUUGAUUAGAAAAUAUUUGAUGAAUAUUAGUAAUAAGAGGAUGAAGUGUGGUGGCCAUGUGAAUGUGUCCACCGAAUACGAAACGGGGCAAAGCAUUUAUAAUACGAAAGGCUUAUUAACAGAAUUCGAAAAAGGGGAUCGUGCAGAAGACUCACUGUUCAGAAAUGAAGAUGAUGAAAUGAUAGAAAAUGAUAAUGCAGGAGAAUGUGAUAUCAUUGUAAAUGGAAAGGUUGUUGGGGAAAGCUAUGGGACCGGGUAUGUCGCGAUAGGUGGUAACGAGUCGUCGGAGAAUGAAGACGGCGAAGAUGGUAUGAAUUUGCAAUCCGACUAUGAUGAUAGUAUCGAAAGGAAUAAAUCCUUACCAGGUUCGAUGGAAAAGUACAGUAUAACGGUGUUGGCGUGA